AAAAAAAAAAAAAAAAAAAAAAAAAAUUAUCCCAAUCCACGCCUGCAAAUUCUUCUGGAAGGAUUUCUCCCCCUCUCUUCAGGUUGGGCGCGUUUGGUGUAAGAUUCUCGGGAACCUCGGCGUCGCCUCUCCCUCCCCUCCCCCCUCCUCUCUUUUUUCCUUUCCUUCCCUUUCUUUCUUCCAUUCCUUCCCCCCCACCCCAAACAAACAAGCCCCCGAUUUUCUUCGGUGCUUGCUGCAGGCAGCGGGCGGCGGAGGCAACGCGCCGCGGUCGCCGGGAGCCGGGAGCCUCGGGCGCCCGCUCCUCGGCGCAGCAUGUUCCAGCCGGCACCCAAGCGCUGCUUCACCAUCGAAUCGCUGGUGGCCAAGGACAGUCCCCUGCCCGCCUCGCGCUCCGAGGACCCCAUCCGCCCCGCGGCUCUCAGCUACGCCAACUCCAGCCCCAUCAACCCGUUCCUCAACGGCUUCCACUCGGCCGCCGCCGCCGCCGCCGCUGCCGGCAGGGGCGUCUACUCCAACCCGGACUUGGUGUUCGCCGAGGCGGUGUCGCACCCGCCCAACCCCGCGGUGCCGGUGCACCCGGUGCCGCCACCGCACGCGCUGGCCGCCCACCCCCUGCCCUCCUCGCACUCGCCACACCCCCUCUUCGCCUCGCAGCAGCGGGACCCGUCCACCUUCUACCCCUGGCUCAUCCACCGCUACCGGUAUCUGGGCCACCGCUUCCAAGGGAACGACACCAGCCCCGAGAGCUUCCUUUUGCACAACGCGCUGGCCCGCAAGCCGAAGCGGAUCCGAACUGCCUUCUCCCCGUCCCAGCUCCUGAGGCUGGAACACGCCUUCGAGAAGAACCACUACGUGGUGGGCGCCGAGAGGAAGCAGCUGGCGCACAGCCUCAGCCUCACGGAAACUCAGGUAAAAGUAUGGUUUCAGAAUCGAAGGACAAAGUUCAAAAGGCAGAAGCUAGAGGAAGAAGGCUCGGAUUCGCAACAGAAGAAAAAAGGGACGCACCAUAUUAAUCGGUGGAGAAUCGCCACCAAGCAGGCGAGUCCCGAGGAAAUAGACGUGACCUCAGACGAUUAAAAACACAAACCGAACCCCACAGAAACGGACAAAAAGGAGCGAAACAGAGGCAGGGAGAGAAGGGGAAGAAGAAAAAACCUACAAAACAAGAUCGAGCAAACCGCACACACACAUUCACCGAGAAAGGGAGGGCACAGCAGCGGCCUUCGUCGCAGACUUUGGGCCGCCACGGCGCAGGGUCCCAAUCCGAUGCUGCGCCGCGAGGGGCAGGGGACGACGGAAGCUCCUUCAUCAACAUGCAACCCUCAUCUAAAGAGGCAGCUGAGUGAGUGAGUGAGGGAGAGAGAGAGGGAGAGAGGGAGCAAGUGAGAGAGGUCCAAAUGUGGCAAAGCCGAUCGCGCUCGGAGCAAGGGAGCUGUCAGUCAAACGCAGGGGAGCUGUCAGUCAGACGCCAAACCAGCGAGACAGGACGGUUGGCAGGUAUUCCGUUUAUCGCAGUCCACUCAAAAAAGCCGUGAGGGCAGUGAUGAUCAAAACAAAACAAAAGCACCUGGGCACGGGACUUUAGAUUUUGCACUUCGCCGUGUUGUUUUCCCCCCCGGUCUUUAAAAAUAAUCAAUAAUAACGAUUGAAAUUUCAUAUCCAGCCCCAUCCCCACACCUGUUUCAAAAACUUGAAUUGCAUGUAGCAGUCGUUGGGCAAACGGUGUCUAAAGACAGAAAAUGAAUUGUAAUUUUUUUUCCUUUUAAAGACAGGUUCUGUGUGCUUUUCAUUUUGAUUUUUUUUUCCAGAGAUAUGUGCAGUGUGUAAACACUUUUUGAUACCUUCUGACGUCAAAGUGAUUGUGAAAGCUAAGUGAGGUAGGCUCAGCGAUAGUGAUCCUCUUUCUUACUGAGAAACAGGGAGCAGGCAGGGGCUGGGGGGGUGGGGGAGGGGCCCACCGUGGAGUCAAGACUUGUGCUGGGGAAAAAAAAAAAAACCUCAAUGAUAUUUCUUGGACAUUCCCUUUCCUAACAUCCUGAGGCUUAAAACCACGAAGUAAACUUCUCCCUUUAGUGGCUGGAGAAGUUGGCCGAGUUCAACCAUUCACCGUAGAGGCCAUUCCAAAUGGAAAAUCUAUCUCUUGCAAAAACUGAGGGACUGUAGUUAGUGAGAAUGAUGUUAAGUGUGGCCAAGGACACAGUGACAAGUUUUCAAGCACUGAGUUUCUAUUCCAAGAGCAUAGACCUACUAAAGAGAGUGGCAAAUGCUUCCUUAAUGUCUCCUAUACCAGAAUGUAAAUAUUUUUGUGUUUUGUGUUAAUUUGUUAGAAUUCUAACACACUAUAUACUUCCAAGAAGUAUGUCAAUGUCAAUAUUUUGUCAAUAAAGAUUUAUCAAUAUGCCCGCA
This is a messenger RNA of Trichechus manatus latirostris (Florida manatee), 2409 nucleotides long. It is a transcript of the gene EMX2, whose product is annotated as empty spiracles homeobox 2. Gene Ontology annotation, cellular component: nucleus. The record is from RefSeq and is a predicted model, not a curated record. Bases 316 to 1080 code for a protein of 254 amino acids. Gene Ontology annotation, biological process: regulation of transcription by RNA polymerase II; central nervous system development; neuron differentiation. The transcript has 3 exons. Lineage: Eukaryota; Metazoa; Chordata; Mammalia; Sirenia; Trichechidae. Gene Ontology annotation, molecular function: DNA-binding transcription factor activity, RNA polymerase II-specific; RNA polymerase II cis-regulatory region sequence-specific DNA binding.